Molecule: messenger RNA, 1146 nt
Organism: Verticillium dahliae VdLs.17
Lineage: Eukaryota; Fungi; Ascomycota; Sordariomycetes; Glomerellales; Plectosphaerellaceae
Product: FAD binding domain-containing protein
Exons: 4
Coding region: 1-1146 (381 amino acids)
Molecular function (GO): FAD binding
Source: RefSeq, a predicted model, not a curated record
AUGGCACCACCAGAUCCUCCGACACAACGAUGCUCCGAUGAUCCCGUCCUCAUCAUCGGCGCUGGAAUCAGUGGCUUACUUCUUGCUCAGCAUCUCCUUCAUCGCUCCGUGCCCUUCCGCAUCUUUGACCGCGAUGCCGAUUUCACGACUCGUGGAGUUGGUUGGGGCUUGACCUUGCACUGGUCUCUCCCCGCCAUUCGCACGCUUCUCCCCGACAAGUUGGUUCAGCGUUUGCCAGAGACAUAUGUCGACCGUGAAGCGGUCGAGCGUGGAGAGACAUCCAGGUUUCCUCUCUACGACCUGGCCACAGCUAAACUCGAAGCCGCCACACCGCCUGCCACCGAGGCCCAGCGCAUUCGCGUCACCCGUGAACGUCUACGCCAGCUGAUCGCCGAGGACAUCCCGAUCGAAUGGUCAAGGGCGUUCUCCUCCUUUGAGGAACAGGGCGAGCGCGUCAUUGUCAAGUUUGACGAUGGUUCAGAGGCCACUGGUCGCAUCGUCGUUGGUUGUGAUGGCAGCACCUCCCGCGUCCGCCGCGCCGUGUUCCCUGAGCAAUACAAAGGAUACCACCUUCCAAUCCGCGUUCUCGGUUUCACAGCCAAAUAUACAGCGCAAGAGAUUGCUCCUAUGAAGACGCUCGACCCCUUCUUCCUCCAGGCCACCUCGUCUCAAGACAACAACUUCAUGUACUUCAGCAUACUCGACGCCCCGGGAAACACACCCCAGUCCAACAAGGCAAACUCUGUAUCCAUGUACACCGGCCAGGUUGUGGUGUCCUGGCCCUACCAACCGGGUUUUCAGUCCCGCGACUCCCCCCUCGAUUUUCCCGAGAACGAAGAUGCCAAGCGAGCCCUCAUCGGCUCCUUCGCCCAAUCAUGGGCGGAGCCGUUCCGUUCCAUCGCCAUGGGCGUUGCAGCCAGCGCCGAGGUCAAGCAGCUUGAGCUUCAGGACUAUGUCCCUGGUGAGGGUCUGCGGAGCGCGGGCCGAGUAGUGCUCAUGGGUGAUGCCUUCCACGCCAUGACCAUGUACAGGGGUGAGGGUGCAAACCACGCAGUUCUGGAUGUGCUCGACUUCUCAGAGAAGGAUCACGCCUACGAGCCCUCUAUUGACGAGGAGGGAGGCCUUCAUGCACUACGAGGAAACUGA